UUUCCUCCAAAACCCUAGCAAUGCUAUAACUCCAUUACAAAUCGUAAAUUAAACUGUCAAUUACAUCUCCAGCCUCUCCCUGCACACAGUUCACGCAGAGAUUCCCCGAAAAUGCCGUUCAAGAGGUAUGUUGAGAUAGGAAGAGUGGCCCUUGUCAACUACGGCAAAGAAUAUGGCCAGCUUGUCGUCAUCGUUGAUGUCAUCGACCAGAACCGGGCUCUAGUGGAUUCACCGGACAUGGUUAGGAGCCAAAUGAACUUUAAGAGGCUUUCUCUUACUGACAUAAAGAUUGACAUCAAAAGGGUUCCGAAGAAAAAGACUCUUAUUGCUGCUAUGGAAACUGCUGAUGUCAAGAAUAAAUGGGAACACAGUUCCUGGGGGAGGAAGUUGAUUGUGCAGAAGAGAAGGGCCUCUCUAAAUGAUUUCGACAGGUUCAAGCUGAUGUUGGCAAAAAUCAAGAAGGCUGGCAUUGUGAGGCAGGAGCUUGCAAAGCUAAAGAAAGAGACCGCAGCAGCAUAAGAGUUAUGUCCACCCAAGUUACGUGUGUCAAGAUUUUGUAGUAGGAUUUUGGAAGGCCUUUUGUUUUAUUGAUCUGAGCUUUACUUGUUAAUGAAUGUCACAAGAAGAGAACCAUCAAAUUUUGAUCUUGCUCUUCACGCCUGUUUCUUAUCUUACUUUUGACGCCUGUUGCUCAUUUACUGUGAUAGUCGUUCCUGAUUUUUC
Messenger RNA from Olea europaea var. sylvestris, 723 nucleotides. Its product is annotated as 60S ribosomal protein L14-2-like. NCBI's taxonomy places the organism in Eukaryota, Viridiplantae, Streptophyta, Magnoliopsida, Lamiales, Oleaceae. Gene Ontology annotation, molecular function: RNA binding; structural constituent of ribosome. The transcript is spliced from 5 exons. Gene Ontology annotation, cellular component: cytosolic large ribosomal subunit; ribosome. The record is from RefSeq and is a predicted model, not a curated record. Gene Ontology annotation, biological process: ribosomal large subunit biogenesis; translation. Bases 112 to 519 code for a protein of 135 amino acids.